CUCACAGAAGGAUGAACCAGUGAGCUGAGCUGAGGGGCAGAGGGCGCGGGGCGGAGGUUGAAACGCUGGUGCUGCCCGAGGUAGGAGGAGGCCGGUCUGGUUGUCUGGCGGCCAGCUAUGAAGCCGCCUAGUUCAGUGCAAACAAGUGAGUUUGACUCAUCAGACGAAGAGCCUAUUGAAGACGAACAGACUCCAAUUCAGAUAUCAUGGCUACCCCUGUCACGAGUGAACUGUUCUCAAUUUCUUGGUUUAUGUGCUCUUCCAGGUUGUAAAUUUAAAGGUGUUAGAAGAAAUAUCCAAAAAGAUACAGAAGAACUAAAGAGCUAUGGUAUACAAGACAUAUUUGUUUUCUGCACCAGAGGGGAACUGUCAAAAUAUAGAGUUCCAAACCUUGUGGGCCUCUACCAUCAGUAUGGAAUUAUCACUCAUCAUCAUCCGAUUCCAGAUGGAGGGACUCCCGACAUAGCCAGCUGCUGUGACAUAAUGGAGGAGCUUGAAAUCUGCCUUAAAAAUAACCGAAAAACCUUAAUACACUGUUAUGGAGGACUUGGGAGAUCCUGUCUUGUAGCCGCUUGUCUCCUCCUAUACCUGUCUGACACAAUAUCACCGCAGCAAGCCAUCGACAGCCUGAGGGACCUGAGAGGCUCUGGAGCAAUACAGACCAUAAAGUCUCAACUUUAGGACGAAGUCUGAGGAGCAGGUUCUGAAAACAGAGAAGCAGCUCCCUUUAUUAUCUUUAUUAUCAACAUGUUCCCAAGUGUCUCUUUGACACGAAACAAAAUACAUGGUCAAACAUAUGUAUAUGCGUGUUUUACAUCUUUAAUCGUAGAGAGAAUUAAGCCCAUAUUAAUUAUCACCUCAGCAUUCUGGGGCAAACGUGCUUUUUCCAUCUCUGUGCUGAUGUAAGUUAGCAGUAUGCAAUUUCAAUUUCUGAACAGUAAUACAAAAUGAGAUUCUUGGCAGAGUGAGAAUAUCCUCUGGGCAGCUAUUAAAACUCCAAAUGAAUUAUUUAAAGAUUUUAUUUUGCUUAUCUGUUAAGAUCAGUGAUUUUAUUUUAAUAUUUUAAUAUUAUCUACUAUGAAAAUUGUUCCAAAUGGAUUUUAUCAUCACCAAAAGCAGAAAACUAAGGCUCUGUAAAUUAAGAAAUAGAUUUUCUUGAAUACGCUGCUGUUAACUGCUGCAGAAAGUGCCCUCUCCCCUGUCCUUACUCCCCAGGGGAAAAUGCGUUAGCGAAAAGCAUAUCUUCGUGUGUUUUUAAUCUUACUUCCUCCUGCCAGUAAAGGGAGAAAGGAUUUUAAAGAUUUAUAAAACACUGCCGUUAUUUCAUGCUACCUCCUAAUUUUUAGAGAUUUUUAAAACAAGUUUUUCACACUAUAUGUAGCUUUAUUGAAAGAUAAAACUUCCUCAAGAUAGGAAUACCUCCUUACACAAAAGGAUGUAGAACUGUUUUUAUCAAGUAUUUUUUUGAUUCCCGAUUCCGACUAGUAUGACUACUCUGGUAAUCAGCUUUCUACAAUGUAUUUCA
Messenger RNA from Lagenorhynchus albirostris (white-beaked dolphin), 1525 nucleotides. RefSeq names its product cyclin dependent kinase inhibitor 3 (gene CDKN3). Gene Ontology annotation, biological process: protein dephosphorylation. The record is from RefSeq and is a predicted model, not a curated record. Lineage: Eukaryota; Metazoa; Chordata; Mammalia; Artiodactyla; Delphinidae. The transcript has 8 exons. The coding region runs from base 118 to 681 and encodes 187 amino acids. Gene Ontology annotation, cellular component: nucleus. Gene Ontology annotation, molecular function: protein tyrosine phosphatase activity.